AUGCUCGGGCAAAUGGUCAAGACGUCGUCGCACAACAAGACCUCGCGGCCGCUAGAGCAUCCCGGGUCGAUCGUCGAGGAGGCACCGGCCACUCCCGAAGCAGAGGCCGUUGUCAUUCCGCACCAAGUCGAGCCGCCUCGGAAAGCCACCAUCAAAGAGAAGCCGCCACCUAAUGCGCCGCUGUCCCCUGAAAUGAAUCCGCUCAAUUUUGAAGACAUUACACGCCCCGUGCCCAAGCAUACACCCGAGCUUCUGCACCAGCCAUCGCUCGUCACGCCCAAGCUCAUCGAUGCCGCGGACCACAUCGACGAGAUCCGACAGGCCGUCAUUCGGCUCGUCGCCGAAGGGGAAGUCGUCACUGCCCUCGAUCCUGGUGCGAACGUGAGCUACGACCACCAAGGCGACCUCAAGUUUUACACGGAUGACAACUUGCAAAAACGACUUGAGCUGCGGUACCACCCGCUCUUGUGCCGGAUGACGCGGGUGUUUUGGCUCACAAUGGUCAAGCCGGACGCGGCAAAAAUGGAGUUUGACGACUACCAGCGCCUCUUUCUGCGCAUUCACAAGGUGCUCAUCGAGCUCUUUGACCUUGGCGAGUCGAGAAUCAUGAUCGCCGACGACUGGAAGCGGGACAUUGCCACGCAUACGAACCUCGAGUACGAGAUGUUUCACCUCUCGCUCUUUGAGCUCAUUGACAUUUGGUGCGACUCGCUGGACGCAGACGACUAUUGCAACCUGCUCUACUGGAUAUUGAACGGCAUUACACUCCGCCAGUCAGGCUCGUUUCGACUGCGGCGCCUCGAAGAGGUCAAGUACAUUGACGUCGCAGAGGCCGGCAGCAAUGUCUCGUCGCCGCUCAUAUCGAGUUUCCUCGACGAGGUCGAGAAGGCCCAGCUACGGAAAUACCGCAACCACACGCGAGGCGACGGUAGCGGAGCCAAAACCUCCGAUGCAACCAGUGCCGAAAGCGACACCGCAGACGGCGCGGCACCCGAGAGUAGCACGGAACAAGUGACAACCAAUGCCUCUGCGACGGAGGCAACAACGCUGCUGUUGGACGACGAUGACGCGCCCGCAUCGCACCGACCCCGGCACCUCGCGUCCCUGCUCGAUGACGACGACACACCGUUGACCAAGACGUUGCAUACAAAGCUCAAGUUGGUAUCGACGAGCGCCCCGCCCCCUGAACACAACAAGACGGCCACCAUGUACCACGCGAGCCACCCGCCGAGCUUCGACUACGACCCCCAUAUGGAUUUAGGCACGACGACACCCCAACGCGUGACGAAGCGACCAUCGCAAGCCAUGGGGUCGAAAGGAACAAGCUCGCCCAAUCGCCUCUCCAUGUCGUCGUCGAGCCGCAAGCCGAGUAGCUCCACGCACGACCGCCGACCGACGGGGUCGCAUGCGGGCACCGAUGCGAGCAGUGUCGAGGAGGGCGCAGAUGCCGAUGCGACACGGCGGACAUCGCGCGCUGCGUCCAAAGUGCGCGCGCCCACGUUGCGAUCGAGCGCAGGCAGCAGCACUCAACAAAGCCUCGACGAGACAGCAGCCAAUGCGGUUGCACAUGCCGGGGUCGCCAACGAUGCUGCGCAGUUUGAGAGAUCUGCAGAAGGCGUCUCGACAACUAGUGACGUUGAAGCCCACGCGGUCUGA
Saprolegnia parasitica CBS 223.65 is the source of this 1656-nucleotide messenger RNA. RefSeq lists its product as hypothetical. The record is from RefSeq and is a predicted model, not a curated record. NCBI's taxonomy places the organism in Eukaryota, Oomycota, Saprolegniomycetes, Saprolegniales, Saprolegniaceae. Bases 1 to 1656 code for a protein of 551 amino acids. The transcript has 10 exons.